This is a messenger RNA of Rotaria sp. Silwood1, 1353 nucleotides long. Lineage: Eukaryota; Metazoa; Rotifera; Eurotatoria; Philodinida; Philodinidae. The record is from the annotation of a GenBank genome assembly.
AUGACUGAUAUAACUAGAGUGUUUCGUGCUGUUAUAAAAGCUAAACAAGUAACAAAUGAUUUUAAUCUUAGUUUAAAUAAAUGUGUAGAAAAAAAUGAAAAAAUUUCAACAAAAUUUUUAUCUCGAGCAAAACUAAUUCUUAAUGAUAUAAUAAAAUUAAAACAUGUUUUACUUAAAUCUCGUACAAUUUAUUUAAGUCCACAUUAUCUUUUAUCAUCAACAAAUAAAAUUAUGAAUGAUGAACAACGUCAAGAAUUUGAACAUAAUAUUGAAAAACAAAUAAAACAAUGUCGACAUGAUUUAGAACAAUUAAAAUCAUCUAUUGGACAAAUUUGUUUUCAAGGACAACGUCGUUCACAUUUUGAAUUAGUUUGUGCUUAUUUAGAACGUGAUUUAGUUGAAUGUACUAAAAUUUAUAGUGAACAAAAAUGUUUACGAUAUAAACGUGAAUCAGAAAGAAAAAAAAUUGGACGACUUGAUACUGACAAUCAACAUGUCAUUUUAAAUAUUCAUAAAAAUGAUAAUCGAAAAAAGACAAAUGAUCUUGUCGAUAGUACAAAAAAGUCAAUGAACAUAAUUGAAAACAACUCAAGUAACAUAACUACUACUACUACUACUACUACUACUACUCAACAUCUUGAUCAAGAUAAUCCUAUUGAAAACGAUGAAGAAAAUCAAAUUCCAUCAACUCCACCGACUGGUAGUAAACUUCGACAAUUACAAUUAGAAAAUAAUCAAUUAUAUAGUGAUGUUGCCCAACGUAGUGAAGAAAUUCGUGCUAUAUCAUCACAAGUUGUUGAAAUAGCACAAUUACAAAAUGAACUAUUCGAUAAUAUACUUAUUCAGAAAGAUCUUAUUCAAGAAGUUGACACGGCAGCUGUUGCUAGUAAUGAUGAUUUGGCUGCUGCUAUUAUACAUAUACGUGAUGCUAUUCGAAAUACAGCACAAAUGCGUCGUUGGGUUAUAUUUUUUUUACUUGUCAUGAUUUUUUCACUUCUCUUUCUUGAUUGGUAUAAUAUGUCGGAUACGAGUACGAGUAAUAGUGAUGUUGAAGAUGAUAUUGAGGAUGUAUUACCAAUAUCUUCUCAUAUAAAUAUUAUUCAUGGUCUUAAAACUGUAUCAUGUUUAACAUUAGAUUCGAAUGGUAUGCGUAUGAUUACAGGUGGAUAUGAUGAAACAAUGAAAAUGUUUGAUUUUACAUCAAUGGAUAAAAAUUUUCAACCAUUUCGAACGGUUCAACCAUGUCCUGGACGAUUACUACGAGCUAUUGAAUAUAGUGCAAAUAAUGAUAUGAUACUUAUUGUUCCGGGCGAUUGUCAAGCAAUCAUUGUUAAUCGAGAAGGUACGAGAUAA